GGCGGGGCCUCGGCGGUGUCUCCGGGCGGGGUAGGCGGGAUUGAGGUCACGCGGCGGAAGGGGCGAGGCGUCCAGCGCGCGCGCUCCGGGCGGCCGCAAUGCUGUUCUACUCCUUCUUUAAAUCCCUGGUGGGGAAGGACGUGGUGGUGGAGCUGAAGAACGACCUCAGCAUCUGCGGGACUCUGCACUCGGUGGAUCAGUACCUGAAUAUCAAACUGACAGACAUCAGCGUCACUGACCCUGAGAAGUACCCCCACAUGCUGUCGGUGAAGAACUGCUUCAUCCGGGGUUCGGUGGUGCGCUACGUCCAGCUGCCAGCUGACGAGGUGGACACGCAGCUGCUACAGGAUGCAGCACGCAAGGAGGCCCUGCAGCAGAAGCAGUGACCCAUGGAACCCCUGCAGUCACCCACAGCACAUAUGGGGACCCAUGGGACCCCCCCAGUACCCACCAGGGACCCCAACAGGACACCUAGUGACCCACAGGGACCCCAACAGGGACCCAUGCUACCCCCCAGGACCCACAUGGGACCUGCAGUGACCCACGGGAUCCCCCUGGCCCCCGAUAUCCAUGUCUAGGGGACUCAAUAAACCCAAUGGCCCCUGCGCUGUGCCAGA
Falco peregrinus (peregrine falcon) is the source of this 617-nucleotide messenger RNA. It is a transcript of the gene LSM2, whose product is annotated as LSM2 homolog, U6 small nuclear RNA and mRNA degradation associated. NCBI's taxonomy places the organism in Eukaryota, Metazoa, Chordata, Aves, Falconiformes, Falconidae. Gene Ontology annotation, cellular component: precatalytic spliceosome; U6 snRNP; U4/U6 x U5 tri-snRNP complex. The transcript is spliced from 5 exons. Gene Ontology annotation, molecular function: RNA binding. The coding region runs from base 99 to 386 and encodes 95 amino acids. The record is from RefSeq and is a predicted model, not a curated record. Gene Ontology annotation, biological process: mRNA splicing, via spliceosome.